GGAGUCGGGUUACACCACUUGUGUCUGAGUUCACGCAGUAUGUUCCUCUGUCAGGGAUUCCACAAAUAUCUCCCUGAGGUAAAAAAGGAAAGUGUGCUGCGCUCCAGCACCCAGAGCAGUGAGCCCAGUCCUGAGUCCCGGAGAGAGCUCCAGCAAUAGGGGCCAUGUCGCCAUAGCCCCAGCCUCUCGGUCCGCAGCCUCAGCAGCGUCCCAGCCGGCUGGCUUCAUGCUGCGGUGCAGCUGCGCCAUGUUCCUGGGUUGAGGGGGCAAUCGGGCACGCUCCUCCCCAUGGGUUGCCCAUCAUGUCUAAUGGAUAUCGCACUCUGUCCCAGCACCUCAAUGACCUGAAGAAGGAGAACUUCAGCCUCAAGCUGCGCAUCUACUUCCUGGAGGAGCGCAUGCAACAGAAGUAUGAGGCCAGCCGGGAGGACAUCUACAAGAGGAACAUUGAGCUGAAGGUUGAAGUGGAGAGCUUGAAACGAGAACUCCAGGACAAGAAACAGCAUCUGGAUAAAACAUGGGCUGAUGUGGAGAAUCUCAACAGUCAGAAUGAAGCUGAGCUCCGACGCCAGUUUGAGGAGCGACAGCAGGAGACAGAGCAUGUUUAUGAGCUCUUGGAGAAUAAGAUCCAGCUUCUGCAGGAGGAAUCCAGGCUAGCAAAGAAUGAAGCUGCGCGCAUGGCAGCUCUGGUGGAAGCAGAGAAGGAGUGUAACCUGGAGCUCUCAGAGAAACUGAAGGGAGUCACCAAAAACUGGGAAGAUGUACCAGGAGACCAGGUCAAGCCCGACCAAUACGCUGAGGCCCUGGCCCAGAGGGACAAGAGAAUCGAAGAACUGAAUCAGAGCCUGGCUGCCCAGGAGAGGCUUGUAGAACAGCUAUCUCGGGAGAAACAACAACUGCUACAUCUGUUGGAGGAGCCAGCUAGCAUGGAAGUGCAGCCCGUGACUGAAGAGUUACUCAAACAACAAAAGCUGAAUUCACAUGAGACCACUAUAACUCAGCAGUCUGUAUCUGAUUCCCACUUGGCAGAACUCCAGGAAAAAAUCCAGCAAACAGAGGCCACCAAUAAGAUUCUUCAAGAGAAACUUAAUGAAAUGAGCUAUGAACUAAAGUGUGCUCAGGAGUCGUCUCAAAAGCAAGAUGGUACAAUUCAGAACCUCAAGGAAACUCUGAAGAGCAGGGAAAGUGAGACUGAGGAGUUGUACCAGGUGAUUGAAGGUCAAAAUGACACAAUGGCAAAGCUUCGAGAAAUGCUGCACCAAAGCCAGCUUGGACAACUUCACAGCUCAGAGGGUACUUCCCCAGCUCAGCAACAGGUGGCUCUGCUUGAUCUUCAGAGUGCUUUAUUCUGCAGCCAGCUGGAAAUACAGAAGCUCCAGAGGGUGGUACGACAGAAAGAGCGCCAACUGGCUGAUGCCAAACAAUGUGUGCAAUUUGUAGAGGCUGCAGCACACGAGAGUGAACAGCAGAAAGAGGCUUCUUGGAAACAUAACCAGGAAUUGCGGAAAGCCUUGCAGCAGCUACAAGAAGAAUUGCAGAACAAGAGCCAACAGCUUCGUGCCCGGGAGGCUGAAAAAUACAAUGAGAUUCGAACCCAGGAACAAAACAUCCAGCACCUAAACCAUAGUCUGAGUCACAAGGAGCAAUUGCUUCAGGAAUUUCGGGAGCUCCUACAAUAUCGAGAUAACUCAGACAAAACCCUUGAAGCAAAUGAAAUGUUGCUUGAGAAACUUCGCCAGCGCAUACAUGAUAAAGCUGUUGCUCUGGAGCGGGCUAUAGAUGAAAAAUUCUCUGCUCUAGAAGAGAAAGAAAAAGAACUGCGCCAGCUUCGUCUUGCUGUGAGAGAGCGAGAUCAUGACUUAGAGAGACUGAGAGGUGUCCUCUCCUCCAAUGAAACUACUAUGCAAAGUAUGGAGAGUCUCCUGAGGGCCAAAGGCCUGGAAGUGGAACAGUUAUCUACUACCUGUCAAAACCUCCGGUGGCUGAAAGAAGAAAUUGAAACCAAAUUUAGCCAUUGGCAGAAGGAACAAGAGAGUAUCAUUCAGCAGUUACAGACAUCUCUGCAUGAUAGGAACAAAGAAGUGGAGGAUCUUAGUGCAACAUUGCUGUGCAAACUUGGACCAGGGCAGAGUGAGAUAGCAGAGGAGCUGUGCCAGCGUCUACAGCGAAAGGAAAGGAUGCUGCAGGACCUUCUAAGUGAUCGAAACAAACUAGUGGUGGAACAUGAAAUGGAGAUUCAAGGCCUGCUUCAGUCUAUGAGCACCAGGGAGCAGGAAAGCCAAGCUGCUGCGGAGAAGAUGGUGCAAGCCUUAAUGGAAAGAAAUUCGGAAUUACAGGCCCUGCGCCAAUAUUUAGGAGGGAGAGACUCCCUGACAUCCCAAGCACCCAUCUCUAACCAACAAGCUGAAGUUACCGCCACUGGCCCCCCUCUUGGAGAACAGACUGAUCAAGGUUCAAUGCAGAUACCUUCCAGAGAUGGUAGCACUUCAUUGACUGCCAAAGAGGAUGCCAGCAUACCCAGAUCCACAUUAGGAGACUUGGACACAGUUGCAGGGCUGGAAAAAGAACUGAGUAAUGCCAAAGAGGAACUUGAACUCAUGGCUAAAAAAGAAAGAGAAAGUCAGAUGGAACUUUCUGCUCUACAGUCCAUGAUGGCUGUGCAAGAAGAAGAGCUGCAGGUGCAGGCUGCUGAUAUGGAGUCUCUGACCAGGAACAUACAGAUUAAAGAAGAUCUCAUAAAGGACCUGCAAAUGCAACUGGUUGAUCCUGAAGACAUACCAGCUAUGGAACGCCUGACCCAGGAAGUCUUACUUCUUCGGGAAAAAGUUGCUUCAGUAGAAUCCCAGGGUCAAGAAAUUUCAGGAAACCGAAGACAACAGAAUGUGGAUUUAAGCCACCUUCUCACCCUCUGUACCAGUAGCUUUGUUAAAACAUUUUAUUAUGAUCAAAUAACAAGCCUGCUGCUUUUAAGUAAUCUAAGUGUUAACAGAAGACCUGAACCUUACGAGGACACAGGACCCCCAGAGGGAAGUUCCUCAGAGAGAUUGUCACCCUACGCACAAAUGAUCCCAACAGUAGAUACCUCUGAGAGAAUCAGGGCAGCUCUAAUCUCCAGGCACUCAGUGAUGGGAAAGGCCAUCUGUGAAGGGAAUCACUUUUCUUUUCUGGACUUAUUUCCAGGUGCAGCUGCAGGGGAUGACACGGAAGAUGCAAGCACUGAGUUCACUGACAGUAUUGAGGAGGAGGCCACACACCAUAGUCACCAGCAAGUAAGUCAGUGUCAGGGUCUGGAGCUUCCAGGGUGGAUGGCACACAGCCCUUCUGAGGUCUGAUGGUCUCCUGCAGCCCUUGUGGACUUAGAGUGAGAAGAUUUUUUUUUUAUAUAAACCACUUCUCAGUCAUCUUCCUGUUCUCCUUGAGCUUCCCGGCUGCCUUUCCAACCCAUGUCUUCACUCCAUUUUCCUCUCCAAUCCACCCUUUGGUUUGUAUUGUAUCUCUUUCUUCUGCUUCCUGCCCCUUCCUACCCACCUUUGCCUCUAUUUAUUCUCUGUAGCUAUAGCUUCAGAAGAAUUUUUACUUGAAAAACAAUGGACACAUUCCCCUUGGGCUUUUUGUAACUGAAAAGCAACACAGAAGACAGGGAGUCAUCAAAGGGCUGCUCGGGGAGGUGGCAGGGUGAAGGACCUGCUUGGGAAGGAACUCCAAGAAGACUGGAAUGCUUCCAAAGCAAGGAUCUUUCUCAGUGAAAUCUCAUUAUACAGAGAGAACCUUAUGCAACCUGACAAACCACUGAGGUCAUGGUGACUCAAUGAUCAGCAGAUGGUUCUUCAACAGCAAUCCCCUGUCAAGCCUCAGAACUUGAGGCCAAAACAUUGUUUCCAUCCACCAUCAGUGCAGAUGUAACUAGCAUGUUACAAGAGUGAAUAAUCUGGACUUCAGAGAUUAAGUCACCAAUAGUGAUCCCACAAGCACUCACUGGAACUCCUAUAAUGUCUCCACUUUGUCCGUGCCAUUUAGCAAUCUCAUCUCCUAGAUGGACUAUGCCUAUGAUUCUUAAGGAGAAAGUGAAUCAUUGGUAGGUGUCCCACACAAGCAGCUGGACUUUCCAGUGACAGCUUUCUUGGGGCUUUUAGGAAAACUAUACAAGAAAUGAGGCUUUCUGGGUCUGCCUGUAUGUCUUCUGCAUAAGAGAAAGAGGAGACAUCGAAUCAACCAAUAAGAAGAGCCCAAAUGAGCAUCCUCAAAUCUUUUGGGAUUUGGCACUUGGGGACAUGAGUAGUUGUCUGGGAUAUGUCAUGUUCUCAACAGUUUCUUUAUAGUAGUUGGAUCACCUUCUUGUAGUAGGAUCAACCUUCUUGUUGCUAUAGCUGUACCCAACUUUCCCUGCUCCCUUGAGUGCUUGCAUGAGCUCCACUUUUUCUUUUACUUGAACAGCUUCUCCUGAGUCCUCCUUACUGAUGGUUGUGUCUUUAAUUAUAUACAUCUCUGUCCCUCCAGACAGAUCCCUCUGUCCUCACUCUCUGAUUUCAUUGAGGAUCUUGGGUGAGAGAGAGGGACCUGCGGAAUGAACAAAUGUCUACUCUAAGACAGCUAGAUUGGGAGGUUGGCUGGUCACUGAUGGUUAUAAUGACUGUGGGACAGGAUUAACUUCAGAAUAAAUGAACAGGAGACACAGAUAUGAAGACAGUCAGAUUCUGAUUGAUAUGGUCUGAAGUGCUCCUGGUAUUGCAAGUCAUUUGCUCUGAUUCUCAACUGUAGGCAAAUUGAGUUGUAAAGUUGCUUCUUCUUCAGCCUUCUUUCCUGUAG
Messenger RNA from Mandrillus leucophaeus (drill), 4806 nucleotides. RefSeq names its product phosphodiesterase 4D interacting protein (gene PDE4DIP). Bases 303 to 3332 code for a protein of 1009 amino acids. The transcript is spliced from 22 exons. The record is from RefSeq and is a predicted model, not a curated record. Lineage: Eukaryota; Metazoa; Chordata; Mammalia; Primates; Cercopithecidae. Gene Ontology annotation, cellular component: microtubule organizing center.